GGGACCUUGUCACAUCUAAGAGGCAUUGGAAGGGCAGUGGCCCAGCACCGCGAAAAUCGAAGGGCAAGGCCCCGUCGAAGAGGAGCCGCCAGACGGAACGCCAGGGCCCUUCUACCCUCCCACUGUCGUCCUCUGAUGAGGAGGAACAUAAUACGCCUCCCGCACUGGAGGUUAUGGAUGAGUGGAAGGCGGAGGACUCCCCGUCCGAAGAGGAGGACUGGUUUGACACACACCGGG
This is a messenger RNA of Pelobates cultripes (western spadefoot toad), 237 nucleotides long. NCBI's taxonomy places the organism in Eukaryota, Metazoa, Chordata, Amphibia, Anura, Pelobatidae. The record is from the annotation of a GenBank genome assembly.